Messenger RNA from Phyllostomus hastatus (greater spear-nosed bat), 1502 nucleotides. It is a transcript of the gene STARD3NL, whose product is annotated as STARD3 N-terminal like. Bases 287 to 991 code for a protein of 234 amino acids. The transcript has 10 exons. NCBI's taxonomy places the organism in Eukaryota, Metazoa, Chordata, Mammalia, Chiroptera, Phyllostomidae. The record is from RefSeq and is a predicted model, not a curated record.
UCCGGGGCGGCGUCGGGCUGUGGGCCACGGGCUAAGCGUCACCUUCAGGGCUGGAUCUCAGGUCCCGCCCCACCGAGCCCGCCCCUCCGCUAGCAAGGCCCCUAGCGGGCGCGACCAAGGAGUUGCUGCCCCCGGCCAGCCUGGGGCGGCCGGCCCAUAACCACCCGAUGAGAUGGAAUCACAGAAUUCAUCACUUCACUCAGUAAUAGUUUGGAUAAAUUUAGCAAGAUUUUUUCUCUCUAGGGAUGGUGAAGUUGGAAAAAAGCUCCUGUAACUCCCCUCCAGAAUGAACUCCCUGCCAGAAGACAUGGAGAAUGCUCUCACAGGGAGCCAGAUCUCUCAUGCUUCUUUGUGCGAUGUCCACUCAAUCAACCCUACACAGCUCAUGGCCAGGAUUGAGUCCUAUGAAGGAAGGGGGAAAAAAAGCAUAUCUGAUGUCAGGAGGACUUUCUGUUUGUUUGUCACCUUUGACCUCUUAUUUGUAACAUUACUGUGGAUAAUAGAGUUAAAUGUGAAUGGAGGCAUUGAGAACACGUUAGAGAAAGAGGUGGUACACUAUGACUUCUACUCUUCUUAUUUUGAUAUAUUUCUUUUGGCAGUUUUUCGAUUCAAAGUGUUAAUACUUGCCUAUGCUGUGUGCAGACUGCGCCAUUGGUGGGCAAUAGCGUUGACGACAGCAGUGACCAGUGCCUUUUUACUAGCAAAAGUGAUCCUCUCAAAGCUUUUCUCUCAAGGAGCUUUUGGUUAUGUGCUGCCCAUUAUUUCAUUCAUCCUUGCCUGGAUCGAGACAUGGUUCCUGGAUUUCAAAGUGUUACCUCAAGAAGCAGAAGAAGAAAACAGACUCCUGAUAGUUCAGGAUGCUUCGGAGAGGGCAGCACUUAUACCUGGUGGUCUUUCUGAUGGUCAGUUUUAUUCUCCUCCUGAAUCUGAAGCAGGAUCUGAAGAAGCUGAAGAAAAGCAGGACACUGAAAAACCACUAUUAGAGCUAUGAGUACUACUUUUGUUAAAUGUGAAAAACUCUGAGUGAAAAUGACUGGAGGGCACAAAGGACUGGAGAUGGGGUCUCCCUAUGGAAAGCUGAAGUGGUGACAUCCACUGCUGAUUUGAUUGAUGGUGAAUAAAGAACCCAUUUGUUGUAAUACCUCACAGACACUGUACCAUAUUCACAUGUACUUAGUAACCUGCCUGUGGCAGGUGAGAUAACGUAAUGAUUCAUCCCAUGUGCAGUGGGACUGAGUCUGAUCUGUAAUGAAUAGUUGCCAAAAGGUCUUAUGCUGUAUUCCUAAUCAACAGACUCCUUAAUAUAUUAUAGUAACACAUUUUUAGUAAGCAAUAUAACUUUUAUUUGAAUUCACAGAAUGGAAUUGUUUUGUUUCAUGUCUCAGAUUUUUUUUUUUGUAUUUCUUUUUUAACAUCCUACAUUUCCUUUGUGUUUUUUUUUAACUCAUGCAUAUGUGCUCUUUGUACAACUUUAAAAUGUAAUAAAAUCCCACAUAUCAAAA